AUGUGUCAAUGUGCCCAACCCGCUAGAAGAGCCGCUAGAACCCUCAGCCCUGGAGAACCUCGAAGAAUCACAGGACGAGGAUCCGGUCUGCAGAAUUCUAGCCCCCCAAAGGACGUGUCCACUUGUCCUGACUCUUCACCGCAGGAAGCUCUCGUUCGCGCCAAACCCCAUCCCAGCUUACAGAUCGAUUAUGACAUCUUGUUGUCCCCCACAUAUCAAGUCCCCGUCUUGUACUUCGGCCUCAGGUGGCACAACCACGGCCCACUCGGACUAGAAGAAGUCUACCAGUAUGUCGUGCCGGAACGAUACAGGCAAGAAUUGAAGAGUGUGGGUGUAAUGGGUGGGAUUAGUAUGGGUUACCAUCCUGGAUCUGGCGCCCCGACAUUUUUCGUCCACCCAUGCAACACCGCGGAUGCCAUGGCGAACAUUGCAGACGCACAGAGCGUCACUCCCGGGUCAUAUCUCCUCAUUUGGCUUGGCCUCGUUGGUCAUUGCGUGAACCUGCACGUUCCACGCGAGCUUUUUGCUUAG
Penicillium roqueforti is the source of this 531-nucleotide messenger RNA. Its product is annotated as ATG3/ATG10 family protein. Gene Ontology annotation, molecular function: Atg12 transferase activity. The record is from RefSeq and is a predicted model, not a curated record. The coding region runs from base 1 to 531 and encodes 176 amino acids. Gene Ontology annotation, cellular component: intracellular anatomical structure. Gene Ontology annotation, biological process: protein lipidation; macroautophagy; protein modification by small protein conjugation. NCBI's taxonomy places the organism in Eukaryota, Fungi, Ascomycota, Eurotiomycetes, Eurotiales, Aspergillaceae. The transcript is spliced from 2 exons.